AUGGCAAAGAAUAGUAAUAGCUAUAUUGCUGAUGAUAUCUAUAGGUGGGGUUGGAGGAACAAUAGAUAUUAUAUUCAACAUGAUUAUCCAUAUGAUGGCUUCGAUAUAAAGACAUAUUUAGGUAACGCUAUUUCUAGUUGUUCAUAAUUAGAAAAUACUGGCUUUUCAACAGAGGAAGUAGUUAAAUAGUUAAGUUUAAUAUAUAUAAUAUAAUCUUGCAAAACUUAUAAUUUUGGAACUGGAGAUAAUUGUUUAUCUCUUGAUUCCUUAGUAGUUGAGAAUUGGAGCAGUUUAUAUACAAAUUAGAUAGUGAGUUUAGUACUUUUAGGCGUAUAUUAUCUGGCUAAUAUAGUCUUUACUGUUUUAAUAGAAAAAAAGUUAAAAGAAAUUACAAUUAUAGCUUUAGCAGGUUGUAUACUUGCAAUUGUUUCAUCAAAACAUAUAUCAGAUUUACAGAUUUAAACAGGCAUACAAACUGCUAUUAUAAUCUUAAGUUCUCUGAUAAUUUUAGUAGCUUUAAUCAAUUCUUUAAUAUGGUUUUAUACCAGAAAUUAAAGAUGGUAAAGAAUAGCUAUAAUUAUAUUGCUGAUGAUAUCUAUAUGUGGUAUUGGAGGAAUAAUAGUAGGAAAUAUUAUUAUUACUAAUAUGCAACAGUUUUGUGGAUAUUAUAUUCAGCAUAAUUAUCCAUAUGAUGAUUAUGAUAUAAAGACAAGUUUAGAUGAUGCUAUUUCUAGUUGCUCAAAAUUAGAAAUUAAUGGCUAUUCAACUGAUGAAGUAGUUAAGUAAUUAAGUAUAAUAUUUAUAAUAAAAUCUUUUAAAACUUAUGAUUUUGGAACUGGAGCUAAUUGCCUAUCCCUUGAUUCUUUAGUAGUUGAGAAUUGGAGCAGUUUAUAUACAAACUAAAUAGUAAGUUUAGCACUUUUAGGCGUGUAUUAUUUGGCUAACAUUAUCUUUACAGCAUUAAUUCACAAAAAAUUAAAAGAAAUUACAAAUUAAAAUGGGUUUUUACAAAAUAAUUAUUGA
Tetrahymena thermophila SB210 is the source of this 1023-nucleotide messenger RNA. Its product is annotated as transmembrane protein, putative. NCBI's taxonomy places the organism in Eukaryota, Ciliophora, Oligohymenophorea, Hymenostomatida, Tetrahymenidae. The transcript is spliced from 4 exons. The record is from RefSeq and is a predicted model, not a curated record.